UCCGCCACAUAUCUCUUUCCUUCUUCCUCACCCCCACCACCACCUCUUCUCUUUCCCCCACCAACACCAACCCCACGCGACCACCCCCAAUCCUCGAUCAAACGCCCUAGGAUUUCAUCGCAAGCAAGGAAGGAGGAGACCAAAUCCAAUCCAAUCCCCCAUGGCCGGCGCGUCGACCUUCAGUGGCGACGAGACGGCGCCCUUCUUCGGCUUCCUGGGCGCCGCGGCGGCGCUCGUCUUCUCCUGCAUGGGCGCCGCCUACGGCACGGCCAAGAGCGGCGUCGGGGUGGCGUCCAUGGGCGUCAUGCGCCCGGAGCUCGUCAUGAAAUCCAUCGUGCCCGUCGUCAUGGCCGGGGUGCUCGGGAUCUACGGCCUCAUCAUCGCCGUCAUCAUCAGCACCGGGAUCAACCCCAAGGCCAAGCCCUACUUCCUCUUCGACGGCUACGCGCACCUCUCCUCCGGCCUCGCGUGCGGCCUCGCCGGCCUCGCCGCCGGGAUGGCCAUCGGCAUCGUCGGCGACGCCGGCGUCAGGGCAAAUGCUCAACAGCCAAAACUGUUUGUGGGUAUGAUCCUCAUCCUUAUCUUUGCGGAAGCGCUUGCACUCUAUGGUCUCAUUGUUGGUAUCAUCUUGUCAUCUCGUGCUGGUCAAUCCCGAGCGGACUAAUUUAUCAGGCUAUAAUGCCUGUAACACUUGUCUGUCAUGAAUAUAAUGGCAUGUCAAUAUUCUUUUGCUGUAUCUUUGUGGUUACGUACUGUUGUUCAGACUACGUUUUCUUUUGCUUAUUUUUGAGAUAGUACAACCAACUUAUAAUUUUGACUCACCCCAGAGCCAUGGCUACAUUUGUUGCAUGGGAACAUGGACUUAUAUGGUGCUAGACGAUUUGGUGAAUAAACAACAAAUUUUUGUACUGAAUAUUUAUCACUUGUGCUAUGGACACAUCGCUUGCCCCAA
Messenger RNA from Oryza sativa Japonica Group (Japanese rice), 952 nucleotides. RefSeq names its product V-type proton ATPase 16 kDa proteolipid subunit. Gene Ontology annotation, biological process: proton transmembrane transport. Gene Ontology annotation, cellular component: proton-transporting V-type ATPase, V0 domain; membrane. Lineage: Eukaryota; Viridiplantae; Streptophyta; Magnoliopsida; Poales; Poaceae. The record is from RefSeq and is a predicted model, not a curated record. Gene Ontology annotation, molecular function: proton-transporting ATPase activity, rotational mechanism.